Molecule: messenger RNA, 13587 nt
Organism: Arachis ipaensis
Lineage: Eukaryota; Viridiplantae; Streptophyta; Magnoliopsida; Fabales; Fabaceae
Source: RefSeq, a predicted model, not a curated record
GUAAGUGCAAGUGACCACUGACCGCGACCUAUAUAGCUUCUUUCAUUUAUUUCACACAUAUUAACAAACAUCGCAUUCCGUUUCUUCUUUCUUCCAAUUCGCUCUUCCAUUUCACGCCAUUUCUUCCGCAUCUAACCGCCACCACCGUUUCCAUCAUCCUCAUCAUCACCGAACCCUAACUUACUCUCUCUCUGAUGGAUUUCGAUUUCGAUUUCGAUUUCGAUUCCGAUUCCGAUUCUCCUCCUCCUCAUUCCGCCGAUUGAUCGUAACGCCGAGUUUCUUCGGAUCGUUCCUGCUAAUCCUUCACCAUGUUCGAAGCUCACGUACUGCAUUUGCUUCGAAGAUAUUUGGGCGAAUAUGUCCAUGGACUCUCUCAGGAGACCUUGAGAAUUAGCGUCUGGAACGGUGAUGUGGUCCUCAAAGAUUUGAGGCUGAAGGCAGAGGCACUGAAUUCGCUAAAACUCCCUGUUACUGUCAAAGCUGGCUUUGUUGGUUCCAUUACAUUGAAGGUUCCGUGGAAAAGGUUGGGCAAAGAACCUGUAAUCGUUUUGAUUGAUCGUGUGUUUGUUCUUGCUCAACCUGUACCUGAUCGUCGGACUAUGAAGGAGGAGGAUAGGGAAAAGCUUUUCCAAGCCAAACUCCAGCAAAUUGAGGAACUAGAGUCAGCUACACUUGAUGCAAUAUCCAAGUCAAAAUCAACUUCUGGAAAUUCGUGGCUGAGUUCCCUUAUUUCUACAGUUAUUGGAAAUCUCAAGAUAUCCAUCAGCAAUGUGCAUAUCAGAUAUGAAGAUUCAGUCAGUAAUCCGGGCCAUCCAUUUUCUUCAGGUGUGACUUUGGCGAAGCUUGCUGCUGUUACAAUGGAUGAGCAGGGAAAUGAAACUUUUGAUACAAGUGGUGCUUUGGAUAGAUUGAGGAAGUCGGUGCAGCUUGAGAGGUUGGCUCUUUAUCAUGAUUCAGACAGGCUUCCUUGGGAGAUUCACAAGAGUUGGGAGGAUAUCAAUCCAAAUGAAUGGAUCGAGAUAUUUGAAGAUGGCAUUAAUGAACCUAAUGAUGAAAAAAAAGUGGCUUCUACGUGGGGCAUGAAUCGUACAUACUUGGUUUAUCCUAUCAAUGCAGUCCUUCAGUAUCAUCGUCUUGGAAACCAAGAAAGAGUUAAUCCAGAAAUUCCAUUUGAGAAAGUUUCGCUUGUCCUCUCGGAUGUCUCUCUUACUCUAUCAGAGGCUCAGUAUCAUGAUUGGAUUAAACUUUUGGAAUCCGUUUCACGGUACAAGACAUAUAUGGAAGUUUCUCAUUUACGACCAGCUGUUCCCAUUUCAGAGGCUCCUUAUUUAUGGUGGCAGUUUGCUGCACAAGCUGCACUCCAGCAGCAGAAGAAGUGUUUUCGCUUGUCAUGGGAUCAAAUUCGGCAACUUUGUCAGCGUCGGCGUCGAUACAUUCAGUUGUAUGUGGCUUCACUUAAACAAUCAUCUAAUGUUGAUCACGCUGAAAUGAGAGAAAUAGAAAAGGAUCUUGAUUCAAAAGUGAUUCUUCUAUGGAGAUUACAAGCUCGUGCCAAGGUUGAGUCUGUGAAGUCAAAGGUAGCAGCUGAUGAAAGGAAAUUCCGGAAGAAGGGCUGGUUUUCAUUUAAAUGGCGUGGUGAUUCAGAAGAAUCCUCUUUGGAUGAUGCGUCUGAGGGAUCAGAGGGUACGGAAGAAACGUUAACCAAAGAAGAAUUGCAGGCAAUCAAUAAUUUACUGAGUUAUCAGCCUGAUGAGGAAUCGACGAAGCACUCUUCAAAAGAUAUGCAAAAUAUGAUCCAACAUAUGGUAACUGUAUCUGUUGGUCAGGCUGCUGCCAGGAUUAUCAAUGUGAAUGAGACGGAAAUUGUUUGUGGUCGAUUUGAACAACUUCAUGUGUCAACAAAGUUUAGGCAUCGCAGUGUUUACUGUGACUUGUUGCUAAAAUUUUAUGGUUUGUCUGCUCCUGAAGGUCCACUUACGGAGAGUGUCCAUAGUGAGCAGAAGGUAAAUGCUUUAGCCGCCAGUUUUGUACACCUACCGAUUGGGGAGAAUAUUGACUGGAGAUUGUCGGCUACAAUUGCUCCCUGCCAUGUUACGGUUUUGACAGAAAGUAUUGAUCGUGUCUUAGAGUUUGUUAAACGAAGUAAGGCAGUCAGCCCCACUGUUGCAUUGGAGACAGCUACUGCCUUGCAGAUGAAGAUUGAGAAAGUGACUCGUAGAGCACAGGAGCAAUUUCAGAUGGUUUUAGAGGAGAAAAGCAGAUUUGCAUUCGAUGUUGAUCUUGAUGCUCCAAAAGUUAGAAUUCCUCUCAGAUCUCGUGGUUCAGCCAGAUGUGAUAGUCAUUUUCUUUUGGACUUUGGUCAUUUUACACUACACACUGCGGAAAGCCAGUCUGAUGAGCAGAGGCAUAAUCUUUAUUCUCGAUUUUACAUAUCAGGACGUGAUUUUGCUGCCUUUUUUACGGACUGUGGCUCUGAUUUUGGGAGUUGCAGUUUGGUUAAACCAACUCAUGAUAGUCAAAUAAUAAGCUCACCACGGGUCAAAGAAGCUGAUAAUGUGUAUUCUGUCAUUGAUAGGUGUGGAAUGGCAGUACUUGUUAAUCAGAUUAAAGUGCCUCAUCCAAGUUACCCAUCGACAUGUAUAUCCAUUCAAGUGCCAAAUCUUUGCAUUCACUUUUCACCAGAGAGAUUUCGUAGAAUCAUGGAACUGCUGAGCAUAUUGCGCAAGACUAUGGAAACAUGUAAUCAGCCUACACCUGAUAGUUUACACUCCAAACUUGCUCCUUGGAGUCGUGAUCUAGUUGUUGAUGGUAGAAUCCUAGUUUGGAAGGGAAUUGGGAAUUCAGUUGCUACGUGGCAAACAUGUUUUCUGGUGCUUUCGGGGUCAUAUCUUUAUGUAUUUGAAACUGCAGAGUCUCAGAGUUACCAGCGAUACCUAAGCAUGGCUGGCAAGCAAGUCCUUGAGGUUCCCCCAACAAAUGUUGGUGGUUCGCCAUUUUGUAUUGCUAUAAGCUCCAGGGGGAUGGACUUCCAAAAGGCUCUGGAAUCUUCUAGCACCUGGAUUUUGGAUUUUCGAGAAGAGAAGGAGAAGGCUAGGUGGUUUAAAAGGCUUAUACAAGCCACUUAUGAAGCAUCUGCUCCCCUAUCUGUUGAUGUUCUAGAUGAUUCAAACAGUGAUGCUGCUUGCGACAAUGUUCUUAAUACAAGUAAAAAAUCAGCUGACAUUGUCAUAAAUGGAGCAUUGGUAGAAACCAAGCUACUUAUAUAUGGAAAGGCAGGGGACACCUUAGAUGGGAAAUAUGGCGAGUCUCUAAUGCUUGAGGUUAUUGCAGAUGGGGGAAAAAUGCAUCUGGCUCUUGCAAAUGCUGACCUGACAAUGAAGAUGAAGUUGCAUUCGUUGAAAGUUAAAGAUGAACUUCAGGCUCGUCUGUCAGUGACCCCACAAUAUCUGGCUGUUUCUGUCUUGAAGGAGAGUGUAUCUUCUUCACCCUCUGCUUUAUUUGAUUCACAUGGGAAGGAUGCAUCUCUUGGAUUUCCUGAUGAUGAUGAUAGCUUUAGUGAUGCUCUAUCUGAUUUCAUUUCUCACGUAGAAGGGGGAAACCAUUUACAUAAUAUGGAUUUGGAUAUGCAAGGGGGGAUGGGGAUUGCUUCUGAUUUUGAGACUCUUGAAAGCUUAAUACAUGAAAAAGAAAUUGAGAAGGGAAAGAACACUCCUCGGGAGGUAUAUUAUGAGGCUGAGGGAACUGAUAACUUACAUUUUGUGUCUGUCACCUUUGCAACAAGAAGUUCAAGCUCACCUGAUUAUGAUGGUAUCGACACACAGAUGUGUGUUCGAAUGUCCAAACUGGAAUUUUUCUGCAACCGACCAACUAUUCUUGCUUUGAUAAGCUUUGGCUUGGAUAUAAGCUCUGGAAAUAAAGGGAAAAGCGAUACAAGCACUAUAGCCACUUCUCCUGAGCAAACUUCCAUGAAGAAGGAUAAGACUGAUGAAAAAGAACGUGUUAAAGGAUUGCUAGGUUUUGGUAAAGAGCGUGUAGUAUUUCAUUUAAACAUGAAUGUGGAUAGUGUAACUAUUUUUCUUAACACGGAGGAUGGUUCUCAACUUGCUACCUUAGUACAAGAAAAUUUCCUAGUGGAUCUUAAGGUUCAUCCAAGUUCUCUUUCUAUUUGUGGAACAUUGGGAAAUUUCAGACUUCGUGAUACAUGCCAAAAACCCCUCAAGUCAAUGAACUGUUUGGAGAUCCUCUAUCUGUUCUCUUUUUAUUCAUUCCAAAUUUUUAAGCUUUACUGUUGUACUUUUUCUUUUCAGUUCAAAUUCAAUUCGUAUAGUGCUGGAGAUGAUGAUUAUGAAGGAUAUGCCUACAAACUGCAAGGUCAACUCUCAGCUGUUCGCAUCGUUUUCCUUAAUAGAUUUGUGCAAGAGAUAAUGGUGUACUUUAUGGAACUUGCCACCCCUCGUACAGAAGAAGCAAUCAAACUUGUUGAUAAAGUUGGAGGGUUUGAAUGGUUGAUUAAGAAACAUGAAAUAGAUGGAGCUACCGCACUCAAGCUGGAUCUUUUACUUGACACUCCAAUUAUCAUUUUUCCAAGGGAUUCACUGAGUAAAAACUUUAUACAACUUGAUCUGGGUAUGCUACAGAUUAAAAAUGAAUUCAGAUGGCAUGGAUCUCGAGAAGAAGAUCCUUCAGCUGUGCAUAUUGAUAUACUUCAUGCUCAGAUUCUAGGAAUUAACAUGUCUGUUGGAAUUGAUGGUUGUCUUGGAAAACCAAUGAUACGGGAAGGUCAGGGAUUUGAUAUAUUUGUCCGUCGAAGCUUGAGGGAUGUGUUCAGGAAAGUCCCAAAUUUUUCACUUGAAGUGAAGGUUGAUUUAUUGCAUGUUAUAAUGUCUGAUAAAGAAUAUAAGGUGAUUUUGGAUUGCACUUGCUGGAAUUUAAGAGAACCACCACGGCUUCCUGCAAGCUUUCGUGGUGGAAGUUCUGAUUCAAAGGAUACCAUUAAGCUUCUGGUGGAUAAGGUUAAUACGAAUAGUCAACAACUGUUGUCACAAACCGUUACAAUUAUGGCGGUUGUGGUGAACCAUGCCUUACUGGAGCUCUGUAAUGGCACUGGUGGGGAAUCACCUUUGGCUCAUGUUGCUAUUGAAGGUCUUUGGGUUAACUAUCGCAUGACUUCUUUGUCAGAAACAGACCUCUUUGUGACAAUUCCAAAAUUCUCCAUACUAGAUGUCCGCCCUGAUACAAAACCUGAAAUGCGUUUAAUGCUUGGAUCAUCUACUGAUGCUUCCAAACAAUCCGUUACCGGAAAAGUUCCCUUUGCAUUAAACACGGGCAGCUUUCGAAGGACAAUAAGUGAUGCUGGAGUUGAUGUUGAUAUGCCCAUUUCAACAAUGUUUCUGAUGGAUUGCAGAUGGCGGAUAUCAUCCCAAUCGUUUGUGAUUCGUGUGCAGCAGCCCCGGGUCCUUGUUGUGCCAGAUUUUCUUCUUGCAGUGGCCGAGUUUUUUGUUCCUGCUCUUGGAGCACUAACUGGAAGAGAGGAAACAAUGGAUCCAAAAAAUGAUCCUAUCAGCAGAAACAACAGCAUUGUACUGAUGGAAUCAAUUUACAAGCAGAAAGAAGAUGUGGUGUACCUCUCCCCCUCUAAACAGUUAGUAGUCGAUCAUGUAGGUGUUGAUGAAUAUGUAUAUGAUGGUUGUGGAAAGGUUAUUUGUUUAUCUGUUGAAACAGACACAAAGGAAGCCCGCAACAUAAGGUUUAGGCCAAUUAUAGUUAUCGGGCAUGGCAAGAAGUUACGAUUCAUUAAUGUGAAAAUUGAGAAUGGUUCUCUUCUAAGGAAGUAUACCUACCUGAGUAACGACAGCAGCUAUUCAGUCUCUAUUGAUGAUGGCGUUGACAUUGUGGCUCCAGACAUUUUGUCAUCCGGUGAUGAGAAAAGCCUUGACAACAUGAAUCAAAUGUCAAGCACUUAUACAGAUAGUCAAAGUGAAUCAGAAAUGACUCGAAGUUUUACCUUUGAAACACAGGUUGUUUCUUCGGAGUUGACCUUCUAUGACGGUACUAAGUCAUUUCUGGAUGAUUCAUCUUAUGGCGAAAAGCUUAUCCGUGCAAAGUUGGACAUGAGCUUCAUGUAUGCCUCUAAGGGAAAAGACUCUUGGAUUAGGACCCUGGUGAAGGAUUUUACUCUUGAGGCUGGCUCUGGACUUGUCAUUCUAGAUCCAGUUGACAUAUCUGGGGGAUACACUUCUGUGAAGGAUAAAACAAAUAUUUCUCUGCUGUCAACGGACAUUUGUGUUCAUCUUUCACUCAGUGCUGCUACUCUUAUACUCAAUCUGCAAAGUCAGGCAUCCGCUGCAUUAAGUUUUGGAAAUGCAACUCCCCUUGUUCAAUGUUCCAACUAUGACCGAAUUUGGGUGUCUGAAAAAGAGACUGGGCCCAACAAAAAUAUUACCUUUUGGAGGGCUAGAGCACCUUCAAACUAUGUUGUAUUAGGAGAUUGUGUGACAUCAAGGCCGAUUCCUCCUUCACAAGCUGUAAUGGCAGUAAGUAACACAUAUGGCCGUGUAAGGAAGCCAGUCGACUUCUAUCUUAUUGGAUCAUUGCUGAAAAUUUUAGGGCAUGAUGGUCCUGAUGGCCACUCUAUUUCUGGCAGUGAUUGUUCUCUUUGGAUGCCCAUUCCGCCUCCAGGUUAUGUAGCUCUCGGCUGUGUGGCCCAUACUGGGAACCAACCGCCACCAAAACAUGUUGUUCACUGCUUACGUUCUGAUCUUGUAACAUCAGCAGAAUAUUCAGAUUGUUUGCAUAAUAUCCCAUCAAAUGAACAAUUUACAUCUGUAUUUAGUAUAUGGCGCCUUGAUAAUGCUGUUGGCUCUUUUUUCGCACAUUUUUCAACUGGUCGCCCCCUAAAAGACAGCUGCUAUGACCUAAAUCAUCUGCUUCUCUGGAAUUCAAAUCGAGCUCCUUUGAUGGACCCCUUCUCAAGUUUUAAUUCUGAUAACGAAGAUAUUGAGGAUACAAGAAAAAGUGUAACCACAUCUGGUUGGGAUAUUGUCAAGUCCAUAUCAAAAGCAGCUAACUCCUAUAUAUCUACACCAAACUUUGAAAGGAUUUGGUGGGACAAAGGCGGUGACCUCCGCCAUCCAGUCUCUAUUUGGCGACCUAUUGCACGUCAUGGCUAUGCUGUUGUGGGUGAUUGCAUCACUGAAGGCCUAGAACCUCCUGCACUUGGAAUAGUCUUCAAGAGUGACAAUCCUGAUCUCUCUUCAAAACCUGUUCAGUUUACCAAAGUUUCCCACAUUCUAGGGAAAGGGAUUGAAGAAGUUUUCUUCUGGUAUCCUAUACCUCCACCAGGUUAUGUUUCUUUGGGAUGUGUUGUCUCCAGAACAAAUGAACCACCAAGUGCAGAUUUGUUUUGCUGCCCAAGAAUGGAUCUAGUCAGCCAAGCAAACAUUCAUGAGGUGCCCCUUUCAAGAUCUUCAAGUUCAAGGGCUCCUCAAUGCUGGAGCAUAUGGAAAGUAGAAAACCAGGCGUGCACUUUCCUAGCUCGUUCUGACCUUAAAAAGCCAUCAAGUCGUUUGGCUUACAUAAUUGGUGAUUCUGUGAAACCAAAGACUCGAGAAAACAUAAAUGCUGAGCUGAAGCUAAGAUACUUUUCUCUGACAAUUUUGGACAGCUUAUACGGAAUGAUGAGGCCUCUAUUUGACACUACAAUUACCAAUAUUAAGCUUGCAACACAUGGUGGACUGGAGGGGAUGAAUGCAGUUCUGAUUUCUUCAAUUGUUGCUUCAGCCUUUAAUGCUAAAUUAGAGGCAUGGGAACCUUUUGUGGAGCCAUUUGAUGGAAUAUUCAAGUUUGAAAGUUAUGAUACGAACGUACAAUCAGAAUUUGGAGUUGGUAAGAGAAUUCGAAUGUCUGCUACCAGUAUCUUGAAUGUCAAUAUCAGUGCAGCAAGUCUUGAUACCUUUGUGGGGAGCAUUCUUUCAUGGAGAAGACAGAUGGAACUUGAAGAGAAAGCAUCAAAGUUAAAUAUGGAAGCUGGUGAUCAACAAAGCAAAGGAGAGGAUACAGCUUUUUCUGCACUAGAUGAGGAUGACUUGCAGACUGUGGUUGUAGAAAAUAAUCUUGGGUGUGAUAUUUUUGUUAAAAAAGUUGAGCACAAUGUAAAUACAGUUGACAAACUGAACCAUGGCGAUUGUGCUUCUGUGUGGAUCCCACCUCCAAGGUUUUCAAAUAGAUUAAAUGUUGCAGAUGAAUCUAGAGAAGCACGUUAUUAUGUUGCUGUACACAUUCUGGAGGCCAAGGGUUUAUCUCUCAUAGAUGAUGGUAAUAGCCAUAACUUCUUCUGUGCUUUGCGUCUCGUUGUAGACAGUCAGGCGUCAGAGCAGCAAAAGCUUUUUCCCCAGAGUGCAAGAACAAAGUGUGUGAAGCCUGUAGUAUCACAAAUUAGUGAUCAGGAUGAAGGCACAGUGAAGUGGAAUGAACUUUUCAUAUUUGAAGUUCCUCGAAAGGCACCUGCUAAGUUGGAAGUGGAGGUUACCAAUCUUGCUGCCAAAGCUGGAAAAGGGGAUGUGGUGGGUGCAUUGUCUUUUCCUGUUGGACAUGGGGCAAAUAUUCUAAGGAAGGUUGCUUCCACAAGAAUGUUUCAUCAGUCUUAUGAUGUUCAGAGUAUUCGAUCAUAUCCACUUAGUAAAAUGGUCCAACAAAGCAAUGCUGAAGCAAUAAACGAGGGAUUCCUCUUUGUUUCAACUUCUUAUUUUGAAAGAAACACAAUUGCUAAGCAUCAAAAAGACAUGGAAAGUUUGAAUGAUGUUGACAGGGAAAUAGGUUUUUGGGUAGGGCUUGGCCAAGAGGGUGAGUGGGAGAGCAUUCGCUCAUUGCUUCCACUUUCAGUGGUUCCAAAAUCAUUAGAGAAUGAAUACGUUGCUAUGGAAGUUCUCAUGAAAAAUGGAAAGAAACAUGUCAUUUUUAGGGGUCUUGUUACAGUUGUGAAUGAUUCAGAUGUUACAUUGAAUAUUUUGACCUCACGUUCAUCUCAUGGUAUUGACCCCUCACCUGGAGCGUACAGUUCUAAUACUGUAGUGGAAGAGGUCUUUCAAAAUCAGUACUAUCAGCCAUCAUAUGGUUGGAGUAACAAUUGGCCAUUGACAGAACAUGAUGCUCCUGGUCACUGGAGCACAAGGGACUUCUCGUACUCAUCUAAGGACUUCUUUGAACCUCCACUUCCACCUGGGUGGAAAUGGACAUCAGGCUGGUCCAUAGAUAAGUUUCAGUAUGUUGACAAGGAGGGGUGGGCAUAUGGGCCUGACCUUAAAAACUUACAAUGGCCUCCUACUUCUUCAACAUUUUCGACAAAAUCAUCUUCUGAUGUUGUUCGUCGGAGACGUUGGAUUCGUACUAGACAAAACUUUUCGGAUCAAGGUAAAGAAUACAUACAAAGUGGUGCGAGUACCUUACACCCUGGUGCUUCUACUGUUUUACCUUUGAGAAGUACAUCCAAGAACUCUAACCACUAUUUGCAAGUUCAACCGAACUCCAACAGUUCUAUGCCAUCAUACUCAUGGGGAUGUGCUGUAGCUGUUGGUUCAACUUACAUGUAUAGCAAAGACCAACCAGUGGAUCAAAGUUCCAGACGUAAUUCUGCAACAUCCAAUUGUUCAAUGAAUCUAAAUGAGCUUGAGAAGAAGGAUAUACUUUUGUGCUGUAAUCCCAGCAGCGGAAGCAAACAAUUAUGGCUUAGUGUGGGUAUAGAUGCGACAGUUCUUAAUACUGAACUAAACGCUCCUGUUUAUGAUUGGAGAGUAUCUGUCAACUCCCCUAUUAAAUUGGAGAAUCGGCUUCCUUGCCCUGCUGAGUUUUCAAUCUCUGAGAAAACAAAGGAAGGACACUGUGUAGAGCAGCAUCAAGGUGUCGUAUCUUCUCGGCAGAGUGUACAUAUCUAUUCAGCUGAUAUUCGGAAACCUUUAUACCUUACUCUGUUUGUGAAAGGAGGCUGGGUAAUGGAUAAGGAUGCUAUUCUUGUACUGGAUCCUUCUUUCGCCAAUCAUAUCUCAUCUUUUUGGAUGGUUCAUCCAAAGAGUAGAAGGAGAUUGCGCUUGAGCAUUGAACUUGAUAUGGGUGAAACAAGUACCGCACCAAAAACCUUAAGACUUUUUGUUCCUUAUUGGAUUGUCAACGAUUCUUCUUUACUGUUGGCAUAUCGUGUGGUGGAUGUCGAAACUCUUGAAAAUACAGAGGCAGACUCUGUCGUACUCUCUAGAGCAGCUAAGUCUGCCAGAACUGCCUUGAGAAAUCCCAUAAGCUCAUUGGAUAGGAGGCACUCUAAUUCAAGGGGGAAUCUACAAGUUCUUGAAGUAAUUGAAGACAGCAGUCCAUUCCCUAGCAUGCUUUCUCCACAAGAUUAUGCUGGUCACAGUGGAGCUGCAAUGUUUCAGUCUCAAAAGGAUGCAUACUUGUCACCGAGGGUGGGCCUUUCUGUUUCUCUCCGCCAUUCUGAAAUUUACAGUUCUGGGAUUUCUCUGCUUGAACUGGAAAACAAGGAAAGGAUUGACGUAAAGGCUUUCAAUUCUGAUGGAUCUUACUACAAACUUUCUGCAUUGUUGAACAUGACUUCAGACAGGACAAAGGUGGUUCAUUUCCAACCACACACAAUCUUCAUUAACAGGGUUGGGUGUAGUGUUUGCCUGCAACAAUGUGACACACAGUCAGCUCUAUGGAUUCAUCCCGAUGAUCCUCCAAAACCGUUUGGGUGGCAAACAUCAGCCAAAGUUGAACUUUUGAAGUUGCGUGUUGAUGGCUACAAAUGGAGUGCCCCAUUUAGUGUUAGCUAUGAAGGUGUAAUGCGCAUUAGCUUAAAUAAAGAAGCUGGAGGCGAUCCAAUGCAACUAAGAGUAGCUGUCAGAACUGGUGCCAAGAAGUCACGCUUUGAAGUUAUUUUUCGUGCAAAUUCAUUGAGAAGUCCAUACAGAAUUGAAAAUCGCUCCAUGUUCUUGCCCAUUCGCUUUCGUCAAGUUGAUGGGACAGCUGAUUCUUGGCAGCUGCUGCUUCCCAAUUCAGCUGCUUCAUUUCUGUGGGAAGAUCUUGGUAGGAGACGUUUAUUGGAACUCUUUGAAGAUGGCACUGACCCAAUGAAAUCACUAAAGUAUGAUAUUGAUGAAGUUGCUGAUCACCAGCCGACCCAAACAGGAGAUGGACCAACUAAAGCCAUGCGUGUUACUAUUUUAAAGGAAGAGAAAAUCAACGUUGUUAAGAUAAGUGAUUGGAUGCCCGAAACUGAACCUGCAGGAGUUCUUGGCAAAAGGCAUUUAUCAGCAAUGAGUGAAUCUCAAAAGCAACAACUAACGUCUAUUUCCAAUUCUGAAUUCCACAUCAAUUUUGAUCUUGCUGAGCUUGGGAUAUCAAUUAUUGAUCAUACUCCUGAGGAAAUUUUGUACCUUUCUGUCCAGAAUCUUGUUCUGGCAUAUUCUACUGGUUUAGGAUCUGGAAUUAGCAGAUUCAAACUCAGAAUGGGUGGGUUACAAGUUGACAACCAAUUGCCAUUAACUCCAAUGCCAGUUCUCUUCAGACCACAGAGACUUGUGGCAGAAAUUGAUUAUAUCCUGAAAUUUUCAGUGACGAUGCAAUCAGAUGGAUCAUUGGAUCUGUGUGUAUAUCCUUACAUUGGUCUUCAUGGGCCAGAAGGUUCUGCCUUUUUAAUAAACAUUCAUGAACCAAUUAUUUGGCGCCUACAUGAAAUGAUUCAAGUGGUGAAGCUUGGUAGGCUGACUGAUUCUCAAACUACUGCUGCAUCAGUUGAUCCAAUCAUUCAAAUUGGUGUCCUUAAUAUUUCGGAAAUUCGAUUCAAAGUGUCAAUGACUAUGUCACCAAGUCAAAGGCCAAGAGGUGUGCUUGGUUUCUGGGCAUCCUUGAUGACUGCAUUGGGUAACAUGGAAAAUAUGCCAGUGAAGAUAAACCAGAAGUUUCAUGAGAAUGUGUGCAUGAGGCAGAGUUCAAUGAUUAGUAUGGCUGUAUCAAAUAUCAGGAAGGAUCUUCUAGGCCAACCACUUCAGCUUCUCUCAGGUGUUGAUAUAUUGGGCAAUGCAAGUAGUGCACUUGGACACAUGAGUAAAGGAGUUGCUGCAUUGUCUAUGGAUAAGAAGUUCAUUCAAAGUCGGAUGAGACAGGAAAGCAAAGGUGUGGAGGAUUUUGGGGAUGUUUUAAGAGAGGGAGGCGGGGCAUUAGCUAAAGGUUUGUUCAGAGGGGUAACUGGUAUUUUGACAAAGCCUCUUGAAGGUGCAAAAUCUUCUGGCGUUGAGGGUUUUGUUCAGGGUGUUGGGAAGGGGAUUAUAGGGGCAGCAGCACAACCAGUUAGUGGAGUUCUAGAUCUUCUGUCAAAAACGACAGAAGGUGCCAAUGCUAUGAGAAUGAAAAUUGCAUCCGCUAUAACAUCUGAAGAACAACUUCUCCGGAGGAGACUGCCACGCGUUAUAGGUGGGGAUAAUUUGCUUAGACUAUAUGAUGAGUACAAAGCUCAAGGACAGGUCAUAUUGCAGUUGGCAGAAUCAGGCUCAUUUUUCAGCCAGGUUGAUCUUUUUAAAGUUCGAGGAAAGUUCGCCUUAACUGAUGCUUAUGAAGAUCACUUCAUGCUUCGAAAAGGGAAGAUUCUCAUGAUCACUCAUCGACGAUUGAUACUAUUGCAACAACCAUCCAAUGUUAUCGGUCAGAGGAAGUUCAUCCCAGCAAGGGAUCCGUGUUCAAUACAGUGGGAUAUACGGUGGGACGACCUUGCUACGAUGGAACUUACUCAUGGUAAAAAGGACAACCCCAAAUCCCCUCCAACCCGUCUCAUUUUGUAUUUGAAGUCUAGAACAUUAGAUACCAAAGAAAACGUUCGCAUUGUAAAAUGCAUCCCUGAAUCCCAUCAAGCUCUUGAAGUUUACUCUUCAAUAGAUCGUGCAUUUCACACUUAUGGUCCAGGGGCAUCAAAGGUAACACUGGCAAAGAAUGCGAAAAAGCCUUAUUCUCCGCAUGUUGAGGGCUCUAAAUUUGAUUUAACACUGAAAGAGGUGACGCCUGGAUCAACUCCAGUCUCUUCAAUCUUUGGAAGCAGCAGUUCCCGUCGCUAUAGCUGAGUUUUUGCUCUACAUUCAGCAUAAUCGAUCAAAAACCCUUCUCUCAAACUGCAUCCCCCAAACCCUCUAUUCACAAAGUUAUUCGUAUCACAGUCGUCCUCCUCAUUCUUACAUUCAUUCAAUACAAGAGAGAGAUAUAUAUGAGCCCAGUUCCCCUUCAGCUUAAGAGGUGGAUCAUCUCAGAAGUUGACUUGGUGAGGACCUGUUUGCUGAAGGAAUGAGUUCUUCCGACUGGUGAGGUAUUUGAGGUGGCAGCUUUUUUCCCUCGGAUCUCACUGCUCUGCCAUAGCAUAAUGUCCAGCAAUUAUUGUAUUUUAUUAUAGAUCGAAAUAGUUUACGCUGUACAUAUAUACAUAUAUAUAUAUAUAUAAUCAUAGCUCUGAUAGUAAUAGGAGAUACCGAUAGCUUAUUGAGAAACAAAAUUAUUUCUUGCUGCAUAGAAUUAAUCAUUCAUAGCAAAUACAUAAAAGCUUAUUACCCCAAAAUAAAA